Drosophila subobscura is the source of this 1741-nucleotide messenger RNA. RefSeq lists its product as uncharacterized. Lineage: Eukaryota; Metazoa; Arthropoda; Insecta; Diptera; Drosophilidae. The record is from RefSeq and is a predicted model, not a curated record. The transcript has 2 exons. The coding region runs from base 70 to 1527 and encodes 485 amino acids. Gene Ontology annotation, molecular function: protein binding.
CAUCGCUAAUACUCUUGAUUUCUCGAAAUUCUUUUUUUACAACAAUUUUUGUGCGCCGCACCGAAAAAAAUGACUAGCUGCGUGUCAGCGCAGCAGCAAAAGGACCAGGAGCAGUUGCUGGAAGAGCUCAACGCCAGCGAUGACGAAAUGGACGACGCAGAAGGCGAAGAUGCGGACAAGGCGAAAGACGAACAACUGACGGAGCCCACAUUCUCCUUUUCGAAUAGCCACACCUGCUGGGUGUGCAAUGGCUAUUAUGGCCCCAACUUUGGCGAGCCCCUGUGCGGGGCGUGUCACGCCUUUCUCUACAACGCACAACUGGCCGAGGAGAUGCUCACAGAACUGUCCGAUGACGAGGACUCGGGCAACGAUGAGCCACCGUUCAAGGACAAGCAGGAGGAUGAGGAAACUGAAAACGAUGUGGACAUCAUGGGCUUUGAAGAUCUGGAAGAUGCAGAGCCGCCCGCACCACAGCCACAAGCACAGCCAGCGCUGCCCGACGCGGAGGCGCUCCCUCAGCUGGAACAGCCACAACAGUUGCCAGAUGUGGUGCCACCUGCACGACGCGAAACACCCGAGCGCGACUUUGACAAUGAGCGUGCCGUGAAUCCGUUUUUGUUGCCCAUCAAGCGGCCACGACCCAUGGCGCCGCUGGGGCUGCCGCAUUACAUGAACGAGCUGGCUGAUGGCCGGCUGCGCUCGCAUGAGUAUAACAAUGCCAAUGGCGCUGGUGGCAGCAAUGCAGCGGGCAAUAAGAGCAUUAUCAAUCGCAUACCGGUAGAGAUAUUGCUCAAGAUAUUCGCCUAUUUGGAUGACAUGUCCCUGUGGAUGUCCAGCGAGGUGUGCAAGCAGUGGCACGACAUCAUCGGCAAGAACACGGCCCAGAGCAUGUGGAAGGCAUACAUCAAGCAGCGCUGGCCACUGUUCGAGAGUCUCGCAGACACGCCCAACUGGUACAAGCUGUACGGGGCACUGAUGUCCUCCUGCUUCUGUCGCACCUGCCUGAUCGAGAUGGGCGGCCGCGGUCAGUCGCCGCACGACGAUGAGCAGGAGAAUCCCAUACGGAAUAUCUUUCUGCGCGGCGAGGCCAAUCUGCUGAACAGCUACGAGUCGGAGGGCAUCUCCGCCAUACCAUUGGAUCGACAGAAUAACUACUGGCAGGCCACGAUACUGGGCCCACCGGGCAGUCCCUACGAGGGCGGAAAAUUCUUUUUGUUCAUUUACUUUCCCGAUCGCUACCCCAUGGCGCCGCCCACGGUGCGUUUCCUCACCAAAAUUCUGCAUCCAAAUGUGUCGCGGCAUGGCGAUGUGGGCAUUGACAUAUUCCAGCAGCAAAACUGGUCGCUGGCGCUGAAUGUGGCGAAGGUUCUGCUGUCGGUGCAGAGUCUGCUCACCGAUCCAUACACCGAGGUGUGCAUGGAGCCCGAAGUGGGCUACAUCUACGAGCACGAGCGUGAGCGAUUCGAGCAGCUGGUGCGUUCAUGGACCUGGAAGUAUGCCAUGUUUGAGUUGAUAUCGCCGCGCUAAGUUGUCCUUCAUGGAAGGACCCACACCCAGCACUCGCGCUUGGACUUACUUUGGACUGAAAGUUGGAAACUAAAAACAAAAAUCCUCUUCAAGUUGAUUUGUAUAUGAUUAUCGUGUAGCUACCACAUAGAUGACGGACGGACGGAAUGUGUUUUUAGGUUUAGUUGUGCCAUCCCCGAUUGGUCGCCCCCCCACACACACAUAUUGUAGUCGA